GCCACUCAGCAGGUGGUCAUUGCCUUGUUUUUGACCAUGCAGUACAUACAAUGCCUACAUCUAUACACACUGCCUGUCAACCGUUUAAGUUUGGUCACCUGACCCCAAGAUUGGUGCCUCAGAAAACGGCCCGCCAAUAACCUAUCAGAACUGUCACAUGCGGUCUGACACCCUCAACCCCGAAAGGUCCCCAUGCGUUCAUCGUCUCCUCUUCUUCGAUGCAGUUGAAGGAUCUGGCAGAUACGAAGUGCAAUCCACAAGCAAUCAAUACCCUGAUCCAAUUGGAGCUACUAAUGUACCCAAUCUGACAUAAUCGGUACUCUACUCGAAAUGAAGAAACGAGGAACAGCAACAAUUCCCCAAGAUGCUAACCCAGAAAGUAAGAAACACUAAAGCCUUUCCAAAUCUCCAUGUCUCAACGCACCUGCAGGAGGAAUACAAGGCACAGACAAUGAUGUAGAUACAACAAACCAUAGCGGGGAAGACGCGAGGGGUACGCCCGCGGCCAAGAACUGCACGAUUGAUUUUACCGCAGAUCACCGAAUGCGAAUGUUCACAUUCCAGGCGAGCCCAAGAAUGCCAAUUAAGUGUAACGUCAUCGCAUAUCCACCGGUCGUAAAAGAGACUCCCCAGAACCUUUCAAUUCCCCGUACUCGACCUUGACUGUACACUUUGUAUACGUUCUCCAAUUCAUAAACAAUGAAGCUCUUUCGUUUGUUUACCUCCGCUGCCCUUGCUUCUCUCGCGGUGGGCACCCCCCUUCGCGAUGUUAUCCUGAGCGCCGACACGUCCUGCCAGAUUCAGGGAGGAGAUGAGGCUGCCAAUUUGGCAUGUCGUGCUAUUUGCAUUGAUCAAGGCCACGGAUGGACGGGUGGGUAUUGUGACGAUACGCAGUAUGCUCUUAUUCCGGAAUCAUGAUGGGAAAGGGGAGUGCUAAUGAUGUUAGAAUCUGCCACUGUACGUUUGAGGGACUAUCUGGAGUGUAGGGCUGCU
Molecule: messenger RNA, 993 nt
Organism: Aspergillus pseudonomiae
Lineage: Eukaryota; Fungi; Ascomycota; Eurotiomycetes; Eurotiales; Aspergillaceae
Exons: 2
Coding region: 700-918 (72 amino acids)
Source: RefSeq, a predicted model, not a curated record